Argentina anserina (silverweed cinquefoil) is the source of this 999-nucleotide messenger RNA. RefSeq names its product probable glutathione S-transferase parC. The transcript is spliced from 2 exons. The record is from RefSeq and is a predicted model, not a curated record. Lineage: Eukaryota; Viridiplantae; Streptophyta; Magnoliopsida; Rosales; Rosaceae. Gene Ontology annotation, cellular component: cytoplasm. Gene Ontology annotation, molecular function: glutathione transferase activity. Gene Ontology annotation, biological process: glutathione metabolic process. The coding region runs from base 18 to 680 and encodes 220 amino acids.
UUACCUACAUACCAAAGAUGAUGAAGGCAGAGGUUACUCUUUUGGACUGUUGGGUUAGCCCAUUCUGCAUGAGGGUGAAAAUCGCUUUGGAAGAAAAGGGUGUUGCAUAUGAAAGCCAGGCUGAGGAUUUGUUUGGAGGCAAGAGUGAACUUCUGCUUACAUCAACCCCUCAUGGCAAGGUGCCUGUGUUGCUCCACAAUGAGAAACCUGUGUCCGAGUCCGCCAUCAUUGUUGCCUACAUUGAUGAAACUUGGACAUCUUCCUCAUUUCUACCACCCUGUGCCUACGGCCGAGCUCAGGCAAGGUUUUGGGCUGACUACAUCGACAAAAAGGUGUUUGAUGCGGGCAAAGCCAUCUUUUUGGGCAAAGGAGAAGAAGUAGAGGUCGCGAAGAAGGACUUCAUUGAGGUUAUAAAGACUCUAGAGAAGGCUUUGGGGGAUAAGCAUUUCUUUGGUGGUGAUACUUUUGGUUUCGUCGACAUCAUAGGCAUUGCUAUGACGAGUUGGUUCCCCGCUUAUGAGAAAUAUGGGUGCUUCAAGCUUGAAGAACACUGCCCCAAAUUCUCAGCUUGGAUCGAGAGGAGCUCGCAGAGAAAGAGUGUAGCCAAGGUCAUUCCAGAGGCAGAGAAGGUCCUUGGAUUUGUGGCCAUGUUUAGGCAGAUGAUGGGAGUACAAGACUGAUUGCACGACUUGUUCUUUCAACACUAGCCGGCUAGCACUAUCAGUCACUGUCUUCUUUUCUCUUCCAGCACUUCAUGUAAGGGUCUCAGGCCCUUUCUUUACGGAAAUAAGUACAAGGAUCAACAAUCGUUUCUUGAUAAAAUUAUCUUUUUCUCAAGGGGUACGUGUUCUGUGACUUUGUUCCUGGCCAAAUGAAUUACAGUAUGGAACGAUGACAAUGCAAUUUCUGGUCUAUCUCAGUGCAACAUUUCAAAUAUUAGUGUGACAAAACAGCUAUAACUAUAAUUUUUCGGAUUAAAGGCUUCAAAACUGGAAUUUU